AGGCUUGACAUUUCUGAUGUUGCCAGAACUUUGUCGUACCACACGUGUAGCUGUACUUAAUCGGCAGACCUAGACCCUGUCACACUGAACAAGCCAAGUCAUCCGACAACCAUUUACUACCUAAGAGUUUGGGACAGCAAAAUCGUGGCAUAAUACCGCCAAAAUCAUAGCCGGCCUUAAGUGGUGCUUAUAGCUGAGAACCUUUGGGAUAAAACAGUAUGUCUUGUUAAAUGCCUUCGAUUCUGGAGAGCAAGCUAGCUAGCUAUCUAUGGGUUUCAGUUUGCAUGGAAAUCCUUCAGUAAGAGAUUAAAAUGACCUCAAACAGUAGGCCUAACUGUGCUGCUAUUCUAAAAGAUGUUGUUGCCUACGUUGACGUGUGGUCAUCAAGUAAAACAGAGAAUUACUCUAGACCAUUCAUCCAGCAGCUGCAGGAUAUGGGAGUUGAGGUGUCAAAAACCUUCAAUAAACAAGUCACCCACGUAGUCUUUAAAAAUGGCCAUCAAGCCACCUGGAAUAAAGCCAAGAAGACUGGUGUGAAACUUGUGUCUGUCCUUUGGGUGGCCAGAUGUAAAGAUGAUGGUGAACAUGUUAAUGAAGAGUUGUGUCCGGCAUUAAAUGAUGAAGUUAAUCCAGCACUCAAGAAAAGGGUGCAUCGUUGUAUGCAGCCAAGAGACACCCCUCAGAGGACCCCUGAGAAUGACAGGCGCUUGAAAAAAAAACUGGACAAGAUGAUCAAAGACCUAGUGCCAAAAUCACCUCUUAUUACAGAUGUGUCCCCUUACAUUAUCGAUGAAGAGAACGGAAUAGUUUACAGUCCUUCUAUGAAAAGGUCUGAGUCCAUGGCACAGCGCCUGAAAGAAAUGAGAGAAAAAAGGGAAAACCUCUCCCCGACAGCUUCACAGAUAAAAUCUAGGUUAUCACCUGAGCUCAAGCCUCCUCUUGGGAAUACACCAUCCCGCUCUUUUUUGCAACAACUGUAUGAAGAACCGGAUGAGGAUUUUAAUGUAUCUGUUGGCUCAAAUAAGACAGAUGGAGAGAAGCAACAUUUUGACACCAUUGAAAUACAGCACAAGAAAGACUUUCAGAAACCUUCGAUGUCACCUUGCAGUGUUGUGCCAAGACAAAAGACAAGUCCGUUACCCAAUUCACCGGCUAAAGAAAAAGCAAAUAAACAAGACAAAAAUCCUAAAAGGACCUCAAUCGAAAGUGAUGGCAUCAAGAAACACAGGUCUUUAGAGAGUCCAUGCCUGGAUGACCUCCCGGAGGGUAGCAAGAGUGUGCAAUCAGUGUUUACGUUUGACAGUGUUGUAGUGGGAAAAAAUAGACGAUCAACCAGCAGAAGUAACAUGUCAAAAGUCACACCACCUGUAAGGAAAAGCAGAACACCACAGUCUCUUCCAGAAAGUAAGCCAACUGUUAAUCUGGACAUUUCUAGUCGCCAUUCUUCUACAAUUUUACCAGACAACCCCAAUGUGCCUAAUCAAACGUCCGUAAAGAUGACCACACUGAAAUCAAAAGUGAGCCAACGGAGAAAAUCCUUGCUUCCUGCUUUGGCAAGAUCUUGCACUGUCUCAAAUGACUCUCAUGCCUCCUCCUGUGCAUAUGAUGAUGAUGAUGAUGAUGAUGGCGUAUUUGAGGACUUCUUCUCUCCAGCUAGCAACCCGCGGAGACAACAAAGUCUCCUUUUGCCCCACUUGCCCUCAGAGUCAAAUGUUCUUGUUCCCUUUGAACUGGAGCCUCAGCCUAGCCCUGGGAAGCGGAAGAGGGGCAAGAGUGAAACCACAGGGUCUGAGUCGGCCAGUGCCAAAAAGAGUAAACAUGGGGUGCCAAGUGUAAAAGAGUCCAGCAGUGUAAGCAGCAUGUUGUCUCAACACGAGCACCCACACCAGGAUACAAAAGGACUUGCAUCCUCAGAGGACAAUAAUACAAAACAAACGGUGACUAAAAGAAGUGCACAAAGCACAUUGCCAUUCUCCAGAGUGCCUAAAGACUCCACCGAUGAACUGACUUGUGCCCCUGAGAAGCAGAUCGCGUCAACAGAUCCCACACAACUUUCAAAACCAAAUUUGACAGCGGCCAAAAAAUUACUAGAUAAGCACAAGGACAAUAAAGGGAAAAGUAGCCCACGUUUGGAAAUUGUAGGCAGAGGAACUGCAUAUGCUGCAACAGCUGGUGUCACGGACACAAUCUCUGACAAUUUAAGCAAACAGAAAGGACAAGUCAAUGUGGAGAAGAGCAUGGACAAAAACUCAAAGACUCUAAGGACGUUAGUUAUGACAAGCAUGCCCACCGAAAAGCAGCACACAGUGACCCAGGUGGUCAGAGUUCUGGGUGGGUUCUCAGUGGUGGCCCAGGUGUGUGAGAGCACUACCCACGUGGUGUCAGGGGGCCACCGGCGGACCCUCAACAUUCUCCUGGGCAUUGCCCGUGGCUGUUGGAUCCUCUCUUUUGAGUGGAUUUUGUGGUGUUUGGAGCAAAGACAAUGGAUUCCAGAAGAACCAUAUGAACUUUCAGAUCAGUUUCCAGCAGCAUCUAUCUGCCGUCUACAGCAGCACCUGUCUGCAGGGGAGCACCAGCAGGACCUCUUCUUGGGUCAGCCUGCAAUGUUUGUCUCCCGAAACACCCAGCCCCCCACCCACAGCCUGGUGGAGCUCAUCCAGCUGUGUGGGGGCACAGUCUGCAAAACGGUCCGGCAGACAGGCCUCUGCAUAGGGGAGUACAACGGCAAGAGACCAGAAGGGAGCAGGAUUCUCUCCGAGCAGUGGGUGCUGGAUUGUAUCACACAUCUCAAGCAACUUCCAUAUGAGAAGUAUGACUUGGAAUGGAAGUCCCGGUAAUAUGAAGUUGGACUCAAACAUGGAGAACACACAUGGAAAUCGUUUUGGCUUUUUUUUCUCCCUUGAAUGUGAAUUGACUUUCUACUGUUAUUGCAUUCUAUUCAAUAAAACUUUUACCUUGUCAGAA
Messenger RNA from Oncorhynchus nerka (sockeye salmon), 2964 nucleotides. RefSeq names its product microcephalin. The transcript has 15 exons. The coding region runs from base 312 to 2837 and encodes 841 amino acids. NCBI's taxonomy places the organism in Eukaryota, Metazoa, Chordata, Actinopteri, Salmoniformes, Salmonidae. The record is from RefSeq and is a predicted model, not a curated record. Gene Ontology annotation, biological process: mitotic cell cycle.